Molecule: messenger RNA, 1252 nt
Organism: Hyaloscypha bicolor E
Lineage: Eukaryota; Fungi; Ascomycota; Leotiomycetes; Helotiales; Hyaloscyphaceae
Exons: 2
Coding region: 1-792 (263 amino acids)
Source: RefSeq, a predicted model, not a curated record
AUGACGAUAGCUGGAUUUUUCGCUCUUGCGGUCUUCAACGUUGUCGAGAUCAACUUUUGGAUCUUUGCCACCUUUCAGCGGCGUGUGGGAGUGUACUUUUGGAGUUUGCUUAUUGCUUCUUGGGGAAUAGUCUUUCACGCAGUGGGAUUCUUAUUGAAGUUUUUCCGGCUUUGCACCAACGAAUAUGUCAAUGUGGGGCUCAUAGUUAUCGGUUGGUACGCAAUGGUCACUGGCCAAUCAAUCGUCCUCUACUCUCGACUUCACCUCAUUGUUCGAGACGGGAGGAAGAUCCGAUGGAUUUUGGGAUUGAUAGUGAUCAACUUUUUCCUCUUCCACAUCCCUCCUACGAUUCUCCUUUUUGGUUCCAACUCCUCAAACCCCGCGCCGUUUCUUAAGCCGUUCGCAGUCUACGAGAAGAUCCAGAUCACGGCAUUCUCAACGCAGGAGUUCAUUAUUUCAGCUCUUUAUAUCUGGGAGGCCAGGAAGAUGCUCCAGUCGCUAGCGAACAUCAAGCGGGAGGAAGCCCGCAGCGUUAUGAUCCAUCUGAUAUUGGUUAAUGUUCUGAUGAUCUUGAUGGAUAUCACGCUCCUCGGAACGGAAUACGCCAAUCAAUAUUCCAUUGAGACGACGUACAAGAGUACUCUCUACAGCAUCAAAUUGAAGCUCGAGUUCUCCAUCCUAAAUCGACUCCCGAUACUGAUUGUAAACAACUUUGUACACUUUACGAUUGUGGGGCGCACUAUGAGGAGGGAGUCUUUCUCCUACUCCGACUUCGAUUCGCGAUCGGUGUGAGGGUUUUCGGAUUUUGAUUUGGUUUGGUGGUAGGGUGUGGGAAACGACGAUCCAGGCCCACAGAGAAUGACGGCCCAGAAUCUAAGAGCUAGCGUUGAGAGUGCGUGUGGGAUCGUCAGUCUAUGGGGUUUCUGCUCUGAAACCUGUUUGCCGUCUUUGCAGUGUUUAGUUGUAAGACGGACGUCCAUGGUGGAAUGAGUCGAAGCCGGGGUGAUACGAAGCUGGUACUGUUAACAAUCCCAUUGCUCAGGAGAAUAUACCUGGCAGCAUUGGAAAAUAUAAAGGCGCUGCUGCAAGGUCUGGCAGUCUUCCUCCUAUUGGAUUGGGGUAGCAGCCGAUUCUCCAGACAGGCUGGGCCAACCUGAAGCUCCCGGUCCAAAUGCUCGUUCGUAUCGGCUUGCAAGUUGGUGUGGUUGGAGAUUGCGGUCAUGAUGACUUGUUGCCUUGAAUCUCGAUAUAG